Molecule: messenger RNA, 12403 nt
Organism: Alligator mississippiensis (American alligator)
Lineage: Eukaryota; Metazoa; Chordata; Crocodylia; Alligatoridae
Product: neural-cadherin
Exons: 33
Coding region: 3976-11895 (2639 amino acids)
Biological process (GO): homophilic cell-cell adhesion
Cellular component (GO): cell-cell junction; plasma membrane
Molecular function (GO): calcium ion binding
Source: RefSeq, a predicted model, not a curated record
ACUUCCACUUGUUUGAAUAAUCUGACAAUUGCUUGUUCUUCUGAGCAAAGUUUGAUGUCUACUCUAGACAUUGGUACAGUGAUAACAAAGCUGGCAGCAAACAGCUGCCUAACUUAAUAUUGUUAGUUAAACUAACAAACAUUUGAAAAUCAAGAGGGAGGAUGUGUUACUGGAAAGAAUUAACACAGUGUGGCCAGCUGUUUGUCAGUGGUUUGUCAAAAAUGUGUAACUAACUUACUAUUUACAUCCAGUGUCUGACAAGAGGUUUUUUUUGUGGCUAGUCGCUAUCAACUUUGAAAAACCCUGCCAUGACAGCGUUACAAUGAUGAGAAAUUUAGUAAUCUUUUAAUAGUAGGAGGUAAUUGGCAUUGCACCUUCAGUUUAAAACUCUAUGGAUGAUGACAUUUAAUCAGUGCAAUGAUUCAUGUUUCAAACGUGAUUGCGCCAGCAGUAUUUGCUUUCCCAAGCCCAACAGCAGUAUCCCAGUCUUGCUUCCUUCUCAGGAAGCAAGAUGAAGCUGUUCACUAUUUUAAACGGUGAUAACUACCAUUGAUUUUUUUUUCCAUCUGUUAUCAUUGGAGGUAUACAGCCCCUACAUUUGGACUUUUCCCUGCUCAGCACCUAUAUUUAGAUUCUGUAGGCUUCAGCCACAUGCUCAUUCCAUCCAGUAAAGAACAGUGAUAUGGGUGCACAUUGUGAUCUAAAAAGACCCCACUGAACGUAGCUCCUGUACUCAAUAAUACUGCUCCAGUUCACCAGACUUUUCUUUAGGUUAGAGAUUUUCAUAUAAAGUCAAGGACACAUUAAGGUUAGCUCCAUGGAAAGCACUUUUUCCUAAAGCAAAAAGUGAAAACUAUCAAACUUUUGUCUGUUCCUCUGGGAGAAAUACAAAGUACCUUGGGGGAUUAAAUUUUAAAUACUAGAGGUGUUUGGGCCAGUGUAUUUUAAAGAUGUAUGGUUCUCAAGGACGUCAGGUCGGGGUUGGAUCCAUAAGGCAAAAUUCCCAAUGAAAUUUGUAGAGGGGACUUUAGAGACCGAUCUACACAUUACAUUUACUGUGUUAAUCAUGACAUAAAUGGCCAGGGUGCUAUACGUGCACCCAAUUUAAGGCACCAUAAAAUGGCAAUUCAGCCUAAAAAUGUUGCACAUAAAGAACAUUUUUUAUGGCUGAUUUGUGUGGUUCUUUACAUUAAAUAGCUGAUUAUCCAGCCUGGCUCCAGGACAGUGCUGGGUUGUGGGCCACUGUAGACUCGCUGAUGCAGAGGAAGCCCAGAAUCAUGAUCCUGGGCUUCCCUUUGCUGGCAAGUAGAAAGGGCACAACUGGGAAUUGAUUCCUGAUUCUACAUUUGUGCUUGCUGCCGUGCAUGUGUGGCAUGACAGGAGGCAUGAUUACAUCUCAUAGCGCCUGAACAUGUGCCAGGGACCUAAAUAUCCUCUUACAGUACUGGUAAUUGUUUUGACUAAGAUAUUAAAAUACUAAUUAGCUAAACUAAAGCUGGCUUGCUAUGGAUUUCGAUUCUCUCUCUUACAGAACAAUGAAGUAAUAUAAGUUUAAAAAUUAAAGAAUUAUACUAAUUUUUCCCCAAAUAUUACUUGCUUUCCAAAAGACCACAGACAACACUGGCUACUUCCUGCAGCAAGAGUUAUGUAAGUAUUUUAUUUAACAUCAUUUGCUUACUGUAUUAUAAAUCCAUAUAGUAGUCAAUACUCUAGUCAAUAUUUGAUUACAUAAGAACAUAAGAAUUGCCAUUUGCCAUUUCAGACCACAGGUCCAUGUAGCUCAGUCCUGUGGCAGAGAACAGAUGUUGAAAGGGUGAGGGAACUGGGUAUGACUAGGGGUGUUUUUCCCUACUGUUCCUCUCAUUUGCAGCUUCCUGCAUUUAAGGUGUAGGAAGUUCUGAUUUAAAGGUCAUACUCCUAACUCCCAGGCUUAAUAGCUACUUAUGCCGCUUUCCUCCAAGAAUUCAUCUGAUCGGUUUGAAUCUGGCUUAACUGUCAGCUUCCUCAACAUCUGGAGCAGCUUCCUCAACAAGUUCCACACCUAAAUUACAGGCUGUGUGAAUAAACUUCCUUUUGUUGAAGGCAAGCUUCUUUGGGCAGAUGUGAUAACUUGUAUUACACCACCUGAGCAGUUGGAAAAAAGUUCUUAGCAAGCUUUUGGGAACAAGCAUCCUUCUUCAGGCAUAGGGAGUCUCUGCUGUUCUGAUAUCUCCAAGGAAUAGAUUCAUAGAUGUUAGGGUCGGAAGGGACCUCAAUAGAUCAUCAAGUCCUGCAUAGGCAGGAAAGAGUGCUGGGUUCAGAUGACCCCAGCUAGAUGCUUAUCUAACCUUCUCUUGAAGACCCCCAGGGUAGGGGAGAGCACCACCUCCCUUGGGAGCCCGUUCCAGACCUUGGCCACUCGAACUGUGAAGAAGUUCUUCCUAAUGUCCAGUCUAAAUCUGUUCUCUGCUAGCUUGUGGCCAUUAUUUCUUGUAACCCCCAGGGACGCCUUGGUGAAUAAAACCUCACCAAUUCCUUUCUGUGCCCCCAUGAUGAACUUAUAGGCAGCCACAAGGUCGCCUCUCAACCUUCUCUUGCAGAGGCUAAAAAGGUUCAGGUUCUCUAGUCUCUCCUCGUAGGGCUUGGCCUGCAAGCCCUUAACCAUAUGAGUGGCCCUUCUCUGGACCCUCUCCAGGUUAUCCACAUCUCUCCUGAAGUGUGGUGCCCAGAAUUGCACGCAGUACUCCAACUGCGGUCUGAUCAGCACCCGAUAGAGGGGAAGUAUCACCUUGGAUCUAUUCGUCAUGCAUCUGCUGAUGCACGAUAAAUUGCCAUUGGCUUUUCUGAUGGCUUCGUCACACUGCCGACUCAUGUUCAUCUUGGAGUCCACUAGGACUCCAAGAUCCCUUUCCGCUUCCGUUCCACCAAGCAGGUCAUUUCCUAGGCAUGAAAGAAGCUGGUGCAGCUGAUGAGCAGGGGGUGGGAAGGGCCUGUCAGCCUUUGCUCUGCUGCUUCUUGAGCUCCACUCUGCCCUGCUGGCUUCUCCCACAGGGCCGUGUGGCUCGCCUGUGCCCUUCCGGCUGCACCAUUGGCCCAGCGCAGGCAUCACUGUCCAGCCCAGAGUGCGGAAAGUGGUGAGGGAUGCAGAGCAGAUGUCCUGCAGAGAGGCCGAGGGACCUGGGCUCGUGUAGGCUGAAGAGAAGGCUAAGGAGGGAUCUAAUAGCAACCCCCUGCAGGUAGCUGAAAGCUGCAAAGGAUGGAGCUGGACUGUUCUUAGUGGUAGCAGAUGACAGAACAAGGAGCCGUGGUCUCAAGCUGCAGCAAGGGAAGUUUAGCUUAGAGAUCAGGGAAAACUUUCUUACUAGGAGGGUCCUUAGUCCAACACAGCUACAACCAAAAAUCCUCUUGUGGAAGGCAUUACCUGCUGCUCUCCUUGCCGGGCCCAUCGUUCUUGUCUCGAGGGACAGUAAAUAAAUCCCUCCUGCCUUUCUUUUUUCCCUUUAGGAUUUUGUAAGUUCUCCCCGUGUGCGCCCUCGAGCCUCUUUUCUACAACUGCAGAGGUUUCUCCCUGCAUCCCUCUGCCCUCCGCACCCCUGCUCGGCCUUGCCGCCCUUCUCUGGACCUUCCCUCCUUCUGCACCAAUGCGCCCCUUGCUAGGGCAGCUCCUCUCCUCUCCCGCAGACCAUUGCUGUUCCGGGGACUUUCCUCUGCAGCUGCCCCUGGACAACACAGCAGGGCUUGCCACCCGGAGCACCAGGUCCCGCCGCCCCUCCUGCCCGAGGACCGCCGGGCUGGGCUGUGCCCGCCUGCACGCGCUUUGGAGGCGUGGCCUGCGGUGGGCGUGGCCAGGGGCCCCGCCCCGAGCACUGAUUGGGCAGCUGGGCCGAGGCCGCACGUGGAGCCGAGCGCGCAGAGAGGCGCUGUCAGCCGGCGCUGGCUGGUUGGCCGGCCGGGCGCUGCGCGGGGACGGGGACGGGGACCGGGACCGGGACAGGGAUGGGGCGGCCGCGCUGCUCCCGCGCCCGGCGGCUGCUGGCGCUGACUUCGGCGCUGGUGCUGGUGCAGCUGCGCGGGGCGGCGGAGCGGGCGCUGCUGGCGGGCGGCGGCGGGCGGGUGUCCUACACGGCGCGGGCGCGGGCCGGGGCGCGGCGCGGCGACGCCGUGUUCACCGUGCCCGACACCCGCUACCGCGACGCCGGCGCCUGGUUCGAGGUGGCGGCGCCCGCCUCGGCCCUGGGCGUGGAGCGCGGCUCGGGCCGCCUCCACCUCACCCGCGAGCUCCCGCCGGGCGGCAGCGCCGAGGUGCUGGUGCGGGUCCGCCGCCGCGGCGGGACAGAAGAUGACUGGUAUCUGUGUCAUGUGACAAUUCUUUCCCCAAAAGAAGAACUUCUAACUUGGGGUAUGUACCCAUAUCCCUAUCUGGCACGUGUUGAUCCUGAUGCUCGAAAAGGUACUGUGAUUUACCAGCUUGCUGCCUAUUGCACUAACAAAGAAAACUCCAGUACUGCGAUAACUUAUGCACUUAUUGCAGGUGGAGAAGACCGAUUUGAAGUGGAGAUGGACACAGGUUUUAUAGGGACCACUGGUUUACCUUUAACUCGGAACAAGGAAUACGUGGUCACUGUGCAGGCCACUGACGAAUUCGGCAACACAAGCCCUUAUAUCUCCAUUUCCAUCCUGGCUGGCUGCAGACCUCCCCAAUUUACUAAUAUGUCCUAUACUGUGUUUGUUCCUGAAAAUACUCCAAUGGGCGAAAACAUAGCUGUCAUUGAAGCUAUUUCUUUCCAGAGCCAGUCUCUUUCAUACACACUGCUGAUGAAUCCUAGUGGUCUGUUCAGCCUGAACCAGGAGAGUGGAGAACUUGGCUUGAUUCAUACAGUGGACUAUGAAAGCGAGCACCAUCUCUAUCAUUUAUUAGUGAAGGCAAUGGAAGUUGAGAGUACGCUUAGCAGUGUAACUGAGGUUAUGGUUUACAUUGCUGAUUACAAUGACUGUUUUCCAGCAUUCCAUGAAUCCAUUUAUAUCAGAGACAAUGUACUUGAAACCAUCCCUGUUGGCACAUCCUUGCUGCAAGUUCUUGCAACAGACUGUGAUUCUGGCUCCAACUCUGAGAUUUCUUACUUUAUUCAAAGUGCUGACUUUUCCAUCACGCCUCAGGGAGUCAUCAGUUCUAAGCAGCGGCUGGACUUUGAACGAGCAAGCCAUAUGUAUGAGUUUGUGGUAAUAGCUGUAGACAAAGGGCACCCUCCUCGGACUGGAACUGCAUCCGUGCGCAUUCGAAUGACCAAUGUAAAUGAUGAGGCACCCGUAUUCUCUCAGUCUGUCUACAAAACAUUCCUCUCAGAAGAUGCUGGUCCUAGUACAUUAGUGGCUACUGUACGUGCCAAGGAUCCUGAUGGAGAUGGGGUAUUUUACCUGAUUACUGGUGGCAAUGAAGAAGGUAACUUUGAACUGGAUAGCAAGAAAGGCGUCAUUAAACUUCAGAGAAAUCCUCUGCCCAAACUAAAAGGACCACAAUACAUAUUAAACAUCACAGCAAUAGACGACAACGCCUCUGGGGGCCCUACUCCACUCAGAAGCUUUGCAGAGGUUAUUGUAGGAAUUAAUGAUGUUAAUAACAACAGGCCUGUUUUCAGAGAGUGUACCUACUACAGUGAUAGCACCUGGGUACUAGAAAACCAGCCUCCAGGCACCUUUGUCCUGAAGGUAACAGCCUAUGAUGCAGAUCUUGGACUUAAUGGAGAAGUGAAAUAUGGGCUCAUGCACAGAGAUGGAGCUUCACCAGGCUUCAACAUUGAUCCAGAUACAGGAAUUAUCACAACCACUCAGAGUUUUGACCGAGAGAAGCAGAGAGAGUAUGCACUCUCUGUUACAGCUACAGAUCAAGCCCAGGAACCAUUGACUGGUGUGUGUCAGAUCACCAUCUUCAUUGCUGAUGUAAAUGACAAUGACCCCAAAUUUGAGAACAGUCGCUAUCAAUAUUUCCUCCGGGAGGACACACCAGCGGGCACAAGUUUCUUGCGUGCUGCAGCGCAUGAUGAUGAUCAAGGUGUGAAUGCUGCUAUCACAUACUCAGUGUUACACCAACAGCCUGAAUACUUCCAGAUUAACCCCAGCACAGGCUGUGUAUAUGUGAACCACUUAAUCUCCCAGACCUCUCGAAUCGUCCGGUACAUUGUAGCAACAGAUGGAGGCAACAGAAGCAGCACGGUGGAGUUGACUGUAACUAUCACUAAUUUACUCAGCCAGCCACCCCAUUGGGAGCAAAGCAGAUACUGGGUAACAAUCCCAGAGAGCACCACUCGGGACACCAAGAUAGUGACCAUCAAAGCCACAUCCCCUCUUGGUGAUCCAAGGGUUACUUAUAAUCUGGAGGAUGGUCAGGUUCCAGAGACUAACCUGCCCAUUCAUUUCUACCUGAAACCAGACCGAGAAAAUGGAACUGCUUCUCUCCUAGUCUCUGAGCCCCUGGACUUUGAGACAACUACAUUUUUCACAUUGAGAGUCAGGGCUAAAAAUAUAGCAAUGAUUCCUUUAGCCUCCUUCACCACUGUCUGUGUUAACAUCACAGAUGUUAAUGAUAAUGUUCCAUUCUUCACAUCUUCUACUUAUGAGGUGUUUGUACCUGAAGGGGCAAAUAUUGGCACAUCAGUUGCACAGGUUUUAGCUACUGACUUGGAUUCUGGGCUGCAUGGACAGGUUCAUUAUUUAAUAUUGAAAGAUGCUAGUGAAGAUUACCGGUUCUUCACCAUUGAUUCCAAGACAGGAGUUAUUUCCACCCAAGCAACUUUUGACAGAGAGAAGAGAGGAUCUUACUUUAUUGAAAUACAGUCUCAGGAUUCUUCAGAGUCUGCAAGACCUGGUAUUCUCAGCCAGCCCAACACAGAUACUACAUAUGUAAGGAUUUUUGUCAGUGAUGUAAAUGAUAAUGCUCCAGCUUUCCCUUAUUCAGUACAUGAAAUCAGUAUAGAUGAAGACAAGGAUGUUGGAUAUAUUGUUUUGACAGCAACAGCAAGUGAUGCAGAUGAAGGGGCAAAUGCCAAAAUAAGAUACCAGAUUACGUCAGGGAACACAAAAGGAGCUUUUGAUGUAGAACCUGAAGUGGGAACAAUCUUCAUUGCUGAACACCUUGACUAUGAGCAAGAGCAACGCUAUGAGCUCCAGCUUGUGGCUUCAGAUGGCAAGUGGGAGAACCACACACUCAUUGUCAUCAAUGUAAUCAAUAAUAAUGAUGAAGCUCCAGUCUUCAGACAGAAUGAGUACCAUGGCAAUGUCAAGGAGGAACUUUCAGAUCUGCCGAUAAUGGUUCUCAAGGUUUUGGCAACUGACCCUGAUCAAGAAGCUGACCAGAGUGCCCUCUGCUACACACUGCAUGGACAGGGGGCCAACAGCGAGUUCAGUAUUAAUGAGUACACGGGAGAGAUCCAUGCCAAUAAGAAGCUAGACCGUGAGAAGCAAUCCAUAUGGCGCUUUCUUGUUCUUGCUACAGAUGAAAAUGGGGAGGGUCUGACUGGCUUUACAGAUGUUAUCAUAGAAGUGAGUGAUGUGAAUGACAACCCACCUCUUUUUCUUUGCAUGUCAGAUGGCUGUUUUAUGGGUCAUGUUCCGGAAGGCUCCCCAGCAGACACUGCUGUAAUGGACAUGACUGCUAUAGACCUCGAUGACCCUAAAAUGGGAUUGAAUGCAGUGCUAACUUACAGAAUUACUCAAAAUGUCCAAAAUGAAAUAAACCUCAACUUGUUUUCAAUCAACCCAGAUACAGGCACAAUCUACACUGUGCUCGGAUCUCUAGACCGGGAGAAAGAAGACAAAUACCUUGUGGUAGUUGAAGCAAAAGAUGGUGGUGGACUUGCUGGGACAGGUACUGCCACCAUUUUGGUAUCUGAUAUCAAUGACCAUGCUCCAGUCUUUACACAAAGGCUGUACAUGGCUUUCGUCUCUGAGAAUACAAGUGUCAACACAAAGAUCACAGUGGUAUCUGCUAUGGACAGAGAUGAGGGAGAAAAUGCUGUGGUGAAUUUCAGUAUUCUUGAUGGAGAUGAUGAUGAUAAAUUUUCCAUAGAGACUGAUAAGAUCAACAGGCAUGGGACUAUUCGACUGAGGAAACAGAUAGACUUUGAGAAGCCUUAUGAGAAGGUGUUCAAUUUGACUCUGAAAGUUGAAGACGUGAACUUCUUCAGCACUGCUUACUGUGUGGUGUACGUGGAGGAUUCCAAUGACCAUGCACCUGCCUUUUAUCCCCAGUUCUGUGAAGUGGCUGCUCUUGCUGAGAAUGUAGCUCUUGGUACCAGAGUUGUCCAAGUUUCUGCUGUUGAUUUAGAUUCUGGACUCAAUGGAAGGUUCUCUUAUCACUUGUUAGACAGUUCUGACCCAAGUGGGCAAUUCUCCGUGAAUUAUGAUGGUUGGGUUGUGGUUGAAGGAUUGCUGGAUCAUGAGGCCAUGCCACAGUACCACCUUGUAAUCACUGCCACUGAUAUGGGACAGCCUGCACUGACUGGCAGUGCCACUGUCUUUGUGGCUUUGCAGGAUGUAAAUGACAAUGAGCCAGAGUUUGAGGCCCAAUACAACCCAGUGAUUUGGGAAAACACUGCUCCUCCACAAAUUGUCCAAAUGAAUGAAACUUCCACCUUGUUAUAUGCUAAAGACAGAGACACUGCAACUAAUGGACCACCUUUCUCCUUUCACCUACUCAAUGAUUUAGGCAGCGUAGAUCUCUUUAACUUGCACGAUUUCCACAAUGGAAGCGCUUUGCUUACUGCAUUGCGUACCUUUGACAGAGAAGAACAGAAAGUGUUUUACCUUCCAAUCCUGAUCACAGACAGUGGGGCCCCACCUAUGAGCUCAACCAACACACUAGCAAUUAAUAUUGGGGACCAAAAUGAUCAUCCUCAUUCUGCUGGCCAUGUGGAAUUCCUCAUUUACAGCUAUAACGGUAACCUACCCACAAUAGUGCUGGGCCAGAUCAGUGCACCAGAUGAAGAUGACUGGGAUCACAAAACGUAUCACUUUGAAGAAAAAACAUCAAGGUACUUUAUCCUUGAUGAUAACUCAGGGUUGCUGAGUAUUGAAGAAGGUAUCCCAGUAGGAACAUACAAUGUAAGAGUGAAAGUUACUGAUGACAUCUGGCCAGAUGUGGUCUCAACAGUACGGGUGGUUGUAAAUGAGAUCAAAGAUGAGUCUUUCCAUAAUGCUGGAUCUAUACGAAUACAAGGUAUCACUGCAGAGGACUUUAUAUCUCAGUAUUCUGGGACAGAGAGUAAAUACAACCAGAUGAAGAAGUUUCUUUCAGAAAUCAUCCCGGCCCAACUUGAAAACAUUCAUAUUUUUAGUGUCUUGAAUGUCCCAGGUCAAACCCAGGGGGUUGAUGUUUGGUUUGCAUUUUGUGGGCCAUCAUAUUAUAAAGCAGAGAAACUUAAUGGUUAUGUGGCAGUGUUUAAAGCACAGCUGCAAAACAUCUUGAACGUGAACAUCACACAGGUUGGUGUAGAUGAGUGCAAGACUGCGAAUUGCACUCGCAGCACUGGCUGUGUCAGCACAUACAAUUACAGCCGUGUACCCACCAUCACUACUGCUGGAAAUAUCUCGCUGGUGUCUAUUACAGUCCUGACUAGUGCCUUGUGCAUCUGCGCUGCUCGGGAGAGCCAGCAUCUCUCUUGUUCUGCAUACUGGACAAACCCAUGCUUUAAUGGUGGCACAUGUAUAGACACUGACUUGGGUUACAGAUGUAAAUGCCCUCCAAAUUUCCAUGGACCUGAAUGCCAGCAGACAAAACAUACUUUCAGAGGGCAUGGUUAUGCCUGGUUCCCUCCCAUUAAGCCUUGCUUUGACAGCCGUAUCUCUUUGGAGUUCAUUACUGAAGUGGCAGAUGGCCUUCUGUUGUACAAUGGACCAGUAGCAAAUGUGCAAUCUGGAGAAAUGGAGGAUUUCAUUGCAUUAGAGCUCUCUGGUGGUGUCCCAUCGCUAACUCUGAGUCAUGGCUCUGGGGUGCUUUUCCUGCAGCUGUCAAAGAAAGUUAAUGUUGCAGAUCGUCGCUGGCAUAAUAUAAAAGUUUUAAGCGAUGGAAAGAAAGUGCAGCUGAUUCUUGACCACUGCAUAAAUGUUACACUUGAAGACAAGGACAAUGAUCUUAAGGAGAUCUCUCAGAUAGAUUCAUCAGCCUGUGAAGUUUCAGAAGAGACUCCAGGAACUGCAAGAUUUCUCAGUGUUCACCAACCCCUACAGCUGGGUGGAGUUAAGAGUUUGUCCCAUGAUUUACAAAGGCACUUCAAAGGAUUUGUUGGCUGUAUACGGAAUGUCAUCAUUGACAGCAAGGUGUAUGAUUUGGAGAACCCUGCAGAGUCUUUAAACAGUGCUCCUGGCUGUGCUCUGACUGAUGGAAUGUGUCAAAGGGCUGGGGCACUGUCCUGUGGUGUUCAUGGCAAGUGUAUUGAUGAAUGGGAAUCAUUUACUUGUGACUGUUACCCUGGAUAUGCUGGGCCAAAAUGUGAUCAAGUUCUCCCAGAGUGGGCAUUUGGACGGGACAGCUGGAUUCAUUAUGAUCUGAAAAACAUUCUUAGCGCUCACACCACCCAGAUCCAACUCAUGGUGCGCACCCGGAUUGCCUUCAGCACCCUUCUCAGUAUGGCAUCCACACAUGGAAAUGGAUACAUCAGACUAGAGAUGGUGGAUGGACGUUUUGGUGUUAACUUCAACUUGGGGGACAAAGAACACUCUCUGAGGCUGAACACAUUACGCAUAAACAAUGGCCAGUGGGUUUUGCUGACCAUGGAGCGCUAUAACAAUGAAUUUACCUUGCGUGUUAACAAUGGUGGAGGGGAUCAUGAAGUGACUGCAUUCGUGGGUACAGACAAAUGGUUUCAGAUGGAUCUGGCAAGUGUUGUGCUAGGAAACCGCCUUCCCAACCACUCAGAAAGUGAUUUCCAAGGCUGCCUUUGUGAUGCCCAAUUGAAUGGUUAUCCUCUUCUUGUCGAUGGCAAAAGUACAGAGUUUGGCUUAAUUCUGAAGCGCCGAGGCGUCACCAUUGGUUGUCAUUCCAAUGCCUGCAGUACUCAGCCCUGUUACAGUCCUUUGCAUUGUGUAGAUUUGUGGAGAAAGUAUGAGUGCAGGUGCCCGGCUGGCAAAGUACAGGUGACAGAUAACCUUACGGGGCUCAAACGCUGUGCCACUUCACCCUGUGGGCACUGGACUUGUAGGAAUGGGGGAACCUGUGUGGCACAGUCCCAAGACAAAGCUGUCUGUCGAUGUCCUGAGGGUUACAAAGGACGAUGGUGUGAAAUCAGCCAAGUGAAAGCAGGAAGACCAGUGGGACUCAGUUCUGGCUCAAUUCUGGCAAUCAGCAUGUGUCUCCUUGUCUUCUUAGCUCUGUUGGUCUCCUAUACAGUGUGGAGUCAAUGGGGGACAUCAGGGUUUCGGAAAGGAGGAAUUUACCACAUUCGUGAAACUCAUGAAAGCUGGGAGGAUGUUAGAGAAAAUGUCUUCAAUUAUAAUGAGGAAGGAGGUGGAGAACAUGACCAGAAUACUUAUGAUAUAGAUGAAUUAAAGAAACCUCUGCAAAACAGCCCCCAGUUCUCCUCAGGAACUGAUGCUCCACACUUCAGAACCCAUACUGGUCCAGAGAAACGUUCACUUCAAGAACGACCACAUAGAAAACAAUCUCGUUCUGUAGAUGCCAAUAUUCCAGACCUCAGGGAAUACAUCUCUCAAAUAGUGUGGGAUGCAGAUCACAAUCUAGACAGUCUUCCAGCAGACACUGUUCAUUUUUACUGCUUAGAAGGGCAGUGUUCUCCAGCAGGGAGCCUUAGUUCUUUAGAUUCCGCUAAUGUUGAUGAAGAUCUAAAUUAUGAUUACAUCCAAAAGUGGGGAACAAAUUUUGACAAGUUGAAAGAACUCUAUAAGCACUCAAAUCAGUGCUCAUAGAUGGAAACAGGAACCCCUUGCACUGCUGUGAAAUGAACUUUACUCAGUAUUUUACAAGAUACUGAAGUGUCUCAAAGCCAGUUAAAUACCUUAUUGACACAAGCCCUUAGUACAGAAUUAAUAUAAUAUGAAUUGCUCACCCUUCCCAUCAGUGAUAAUCUGAAUACAGAAUCUCUUUAUAUGAACUGUAUAAAUCACUAUUUAAAGGUAGAAAUGUAAAGGUUUUUAAUAUGUGAGCUUUCUUAAAAACUUUGAAACAUAGGACUUUCAUAGAACAGGAAUAGCUUUUUAUGAAACACCUUUUUUAUUAUGUAGGCUGAAAUGAAUUACUAUAAUUUAAAUGCUUGCAUGCAGGACACUUAUUUUAUUCCCCCUAAUAUUAAACUGAUUCCUACCAAGUUGAUCCUCACAGGUGGAGGAGCCUCUUUUUACAUAAAACUGUUUAUUUUGGGAUGUAAAAUCAUAGCUAGAUUCAAAGUGUUAAAUAAAAUGUUUCUUUUGUCAAUAA